Messenger RNA from Leopardus geoffroyi (Geoffroy's cat), 2233 nucleotides. RefSeq names its product G protein nucleolar 3 like (gene GNL3L). Lineage: Eukaryota; Metazoa; Chordata; Mammalia; Carnivora; Felidae. Gene Ontology annotation, molecular function: GTP binding. Gene Ontology annotation, cellular component: nucleolus. The record is from RefSeq and is a predicted model, not a curated record. The transcript is spliced from 15 exons. Bases 174 to 1985 code for a protein of 603 amino acids.
AAGGCGGGCGGACAGGCGCCGUAAGGCUGGGAUCCGGAAGUCGGAACCUAUCCGCGUUAGCUCAGCCUGCCGACCAACCGUAUCGUGGUGCCGUUCUCUCCUCUUUGAUCCCCGCCGGAAGUGGAGGACGAGAGCCUGCAGAUUUGAACCUACCUGCUUUCAAGUCAGUCAUCAUGAUGAAACAUAGACACAAAAAUAAAAAACCAGGUAAAGGUUCCAAAGGCUGCAAGAAGCCUACAAAGCAGAAUGGAAAGAAAGCAGCUUCCAAAGUAGCCUCUGCUCCCCAGUUUGUUCACUCCAAUGAUCAUGCCGGUCGGGAGGCUGAAUUAAAGAAGAAGAGGGUUGAAGAGAUGAGGGAGAAGCAACAGGCUGCACGGGAGCAAGAGAGGCACAGACGUAGGACAAUCGAGAGCUAUUGUCAGGAUGCCCUGCAACGCCAGGAGGAGUUUGAGCACAAGGAGGAAGUUUUGCAGGAAUUAAAUAUGUUUCCUCAAUUGGAUGAUGAGGCUACAAGGAAGGCUUAUUACAAGGAGUUCCGUAAGGUGGUGGAAUACUCUGAUGUGAUUCUGGAAGUCCUGGAUGCCAGAGACCCAUUGGGCUGUCGCUGUUUCCAAAUGGAGGAGGCUGUCCUGCAGGCAGAAGGCAACAAGAAGCUGGUCCUGGUCUUGAACAAGAUUGACUUGGUCCCCAAAGAGGUUGUGGAGAAGUGGCUUGAUUACCUUCGGAAUGAGCUGCCAACGGUGGCUUUCAAGGCCAGCACACAACAUCAGGUCAAAAACCUGAAUCGUUGCACUGUGCCAGUGGAUCAAGCCUCUGAGUCACUGCUGAAAAGCAAAGCCUGCUUUGGAGCUGAAAACCUCAUGAGGGUUUUGGGGAAUUAUUGCCGCCUUGGUGAAGUGCGCACCCAUAUUCGUGUGGGUGUUGUGGGCCUUCCCAAUGUUGGGAAGAGCAGCCUGAUCAAUAGCCUGAAACGCAGCCGUGCAUGCAGUGUGGGAGCUGUUCCUGGGGUCACCAAGUUCAUGCAGGAGGUCUAUCUGGACAAGUUCAUCAGGCUGCUGGAUGCCCCAGGCAUUGUCACAGGACCAAACUCAGAGGUGGGCACCAUCCUGCGCAACUGCAUCCAUGUACAGAAGUUGGCAGACCCUGUGACCCCAGUAGAGACCAUCCUGCAGCGCUGUAACAUGGAGGAGGUACAGAAGGCUCUAGCUCAUACCCUGCCUCACUCCAAGGGCCUCAAUUUUCCUCAUUGUUUCUCUUCCUUCUUUCUUCACCAGAUUUCCAGCUAUUAUGGCAUCUCUGGGUUCCAGACCACUGAGCACUUUCUGACUGCGGUGGCUCACCGCCUGGGGAAGAAGAAGAAGGGAGGCGUAUACAGUCAGGAACAGGCAGCCAAAGCUGUUUUGGCUGACUGGGUGAGUGGGAAGAUCAGCUUCUAUACACUGCCACCUGCCACCCACACUUUGCCUGCUCAUCUCAGUGCUGAGAUCAUUAAGGAGAUGACUGAAGUCUUUGACAUUGAGGAUACCGAGCAGGCCAAUGAAGAUACCAUGGAAUGCUUGGCCACUGGAGAAUCAGAUGAACUGUUGGGUGAUGUGGACCCGCUUGAAAUGGAGAUCAAGUGGCUCCAUUCUCCGAUGAUGAAAAUAGCAGAUGCCAUGGAAAAUAAAACCACCGUGUAUAAGAUUGGAGAUCUUACUGGGUAUUGCACCAAUCCAAACCGUCAUCAGAUGGGGUGGGCUAAACGCAAUGUGGACCACCGCCCCAGGAAUAAUAGCACUGUGGACAUCUGCCCUGUGGACCGCCGUCCAAUGCUGCAGAGGAUCAUGGAGACAGACCCCCUGCAGCAGGGCCAGGCUCUGGCAUUUGCCCUGAAGAAUAAGAAGAAGAUGCAGAAGCGUACUGAUAAACUCGCCAGCAAGUUGUCUGAUUCCAUGAUGUCUGUCCUCGACCUCUCUGGCAAUGCUGAUGACAGUGCUGGUGACUGAUCGACUAAUCUCACCCCCCUUUCCCCUCCAAGCACCAGUUCCAGUGGGAUGAUGGAAUACAGAUGAAAUGGUGUGCUUCUCCCUGAAGCACCUGCAUAUUAAAAGAACUCCUCCCCCACCAUGUCCCCUUCUCACUGUUCCCUCCAUUUUUCAAGAAAAAAGAGCCCCAAGUUGCCGGAGCUGGCAAACCUAAUACUCUUUAUUUAACCCCUACUCUGUUUUUCAAGGGAAAUAAAAUUAUCAGCAGA